AUGCAGCCUGUGGAUGGCACUAAUAAGCGCAGCCGACCUCAUUUAAAGAUUUGGCAGAAAAUUAAGAACUCAAGUAUUGUGAACGAGCAGAUUUCUGACCUUUUGUCUCGUCGUUCGAACCUUACUGAUAUCGAUGACUCGGCAGUUGAGAAAUUCUCCCAGUUGCCACUGUCUAAUCCAACCCUAAAAGGCCUCAAAGCUGCAUCCUUUAUCAAACCAACCGCAGUUCAGAGGAAGUCCCUUAAGCACUCACUUUCAGGCAGGGAUGUCAUUGUUGAGGCUAAGACCGGUAGUGGCAAGACUCUAGCAUUUGUCAUCCCCGUUUUGGAGUAUAUCUAUACAGAAAAAAUAACCGCUUUUGACGGUCCCGUUGCCGUCAUUCUUACUCCCACGCGGGAACUGGCCAAGCAAAUAUUUGCCGUCUUUCACCGUGUCGGGAAAUUUCACAGCUUUACAAUGCUUGACAUUAUGGGGGGAAAGACUCGGACAGGCAAACGCGAGGAGUGGCAGAGAGCUGCAAAGGCAAAUAUUCUCAUCGGUACACCGGGCAGGUUCUCACAGCAUCAACAAGAGAACCCCACACUAGACAUGUCCAAUCUCCACUUUCUUGUCUUAGACGAGGUGGACCGUCUCCUUGAUCCCACUUUUUGUCGCGAACUCUUUAUCAUAGCAGAAAACCUCACCACCAAUCGACAGUGUCUUCUUUUUUCUGCCACCCUGUCUAAGUCAGUUACGCGCCUGAAGUCGCCCGUAAUGAUUUCGACGGAGAGUAAAGGUGUCGGUGCGACUCCAGCUCACCUCAUCCAGUUCUAUUCUGUUGUGCCUUUGGGGAAGAAAUUGGACUAUCUGUGGAUUUUCUUACAAAGUCACUGCAAAAAGAAGGUCAUAGUCUUUUUUUCCACGCAAAAGCAAGUUCGAUUCGUGCAUGACCUCUUCCUGAAAAUGCGCCCAUUCUUUGCCGUCUUGCAGCUGCGUGGAAAUAUGUUGCAGAGCAAGCGGUUUAAAAUCUACGAAAAAUUCUUUCAAACUCCUAGGGGCGCAGUUCUACUCGCUACGAACGUUGCUGAACGCGGUCUGGACUUUCCGGAGGUACACUGGGUAGUGCAAUUUGACUGCCCAAAGCAGCUUGAUGACUACAUCCAUCGGGUAGGUCGUACAGCGCGAGCUGAGCGUGUGGGUCGUGCUAUCACCUUCCUCCUCCCGUCAGAGGUCAAAAUCGUCGAACUUCUUGCUAAGUGCAACGUCUACCUUCGUCAGCAGCAAUUUCCCGAGUCCAAGCUCCAACCGGUGGUAACGAGUCGGGCGCCUGCCCUCCUUGCCAGCCAGCCAGAGUUGGCGGCGUCGGCGCGUGCUGCAUUCACUGCCUACCUUCGCGACUACUGUUUCAUCCCCAAGGCCACCGGGUCCACUGCUAUUGCAGAAUCCUCCAACAUGUCCUCCGUCUUUCAGCCUUCUUCUCUGCCCAUCGAUGAGUUUGCCGCCUCUCUCGGUCUUCCCCUGACACCGGAGCUACCGAAGGUCAUGCUUCAACACCAGCCGUCGCGAGCUGUCAACACAAAACUGCAACAGAAGCUCAAACUCUUGUUGACAGACAGCAAAACGGAGGUGAGCAAGGAUAAAGAGCAGGAGGAAGGGAUUGAUAGUGAUGAUGACGGCCUGCUGCGGCGCAAGACCUUCUCCAUCCUUCGACCCGAGGUGAAGACGAAGGUGGAGGCCAGCGGACAGAAAAUCCUUGAAGUGAUCUCCAGUGAUGAGGAAGAUUCCUUCGACGAGGAAGAGAAGGCGCAGGAAGGUGAAGACAAGACUGUGGAACAGGUGGCUUUGAAGAACGCUCUUGCUAAGAAAACGACGCUGACUCGUGUUCAGUUGGCGAAGAGGGAACUGAAGAAAAACAUUCGACCGCACUCCAAAAUCGAAUUUGAUGAAGAGGGAAAUCCGCUGAUGAGGACAGUAGGUGGAGUGCCGGUGAGUGAUCUGGUUCCUGACACCGACACUGCCACCACCGACCACAUCCCUCCGGCCCGACUCGAUAUCGCGUCGGAGCGCGAGCGUCUGCGCACUGUGGUGGACGUGGAGGAUAAGGCGCGGUGGCGCGCGAUGAUCCGCGAGAAGCACCGCCUCGAGCGCAAAAAGGCAAAGGAGGCAUGCAAGUUGGAGAAGUCUGGCACUGCUCCGCGCCUCCUCGAUGAUGAGUCUGCUGACGAGGUUGGUGACAGUGGUAAUAUCGAAAGUGAUGGAGAAGGUGAUAGUGCAUCUGAAGAGCAGGAGGAGUACAGAGAAGAUGUGGAGUACGUAGAGGAGUCGGAAAAUGAAGAGGAACCGGCUAGCAAGCGUUCACGGAAAAAGUAA
This is a messenger RNA of Echinococcus granulosus, 2349 nucleotides long. Its product is annotated as ATP-dependent RNA helicase DBP4. Gene Ontology annotation, biological process: rRNA processing. Bases 1 to 2349 code for a protein of 782 amino acids. The transcript has 11 exons. NCBI's taxonomy places the organism in Eukaryota, Metazoa, Platyhelminthes, Cestoda, Cyclophyllidea, Taeniidae. The record is from RefSeq and is a predicted model, not a curated record. Gene Ontology annotation, molecular function: nucleic acid binding; ATP binding; RNA helicase activity. Gene Ontology annotation, cellular component: nucleus.